GGUACCAGCAGAUCUAUCAUGCACGCAGCAGCACACGGGAAUCGGCCUGGCAGCCUGACCAACUAGACAACAUUAACAUGAUCUUAUAUGAAACGAUCAACCGUGAAUGAAUGUCAUAUCUCCCUCUCUGGAUCUCUCACAUGUCCCUCUGUUCGUGUCGAUGUAGUUCAGCGUCACCUAGUGAGUGUCAAGUAUGGCCGACACUCUGGAAUUUAAUGAGAUUUAUCAGGAGGUCAAGGGGUCAUGGAAUGAUGGACGCCUGCGCUUCAGUAAACAGACGGUUGUUUAUAAGAACAGCAAAACAGGGAAGGUGGACAGCAUUGCUGUGCCAGAGCUGACUCAGGCACAGUGGAGACGAGUGUGUCUCGGCAACGGCAUCAAGCUGGUCACCAGCACCGGCCAUGUCUAUAAGUAUGAUGGCUUCAGAGACUCGGAUUUUGAGAAGAUACAAGAGUACUUCAAGGUCAACUACAAAGUUGAGUUGACAGACAAAGACUUGUGUGUGAAAGGCUGGAACUGGGGAACAGCGAAAUUCGGUGGCCCUCUCUUGUCGUUCGAGGUGAGCGACACCCCAGCGUUUGAGAUCCCCCUCGCCAGUGUCUCCCAAUGCACUACGGGUAAGAAUGAGGUCACCUUGGAGUUCCAUCAGAACGACGAUGCUGAGGUCUCUCUCAUGGAGGUCCGCUUCUAUGUGCCACCCAGCACAGGCGACGAUGGCAUGGACCCUGUGGAGGCGUUUGCUCAGAAUGUUCUGUCGAAGGCUGAUGUGAUCCAGGCAACUGGAGAUGCUGUCUGUAUCUUCAAGGAAUUGCAGUGCCUCACUCCCAGAGGAAGGUAUGACAUCCGUAUAUACCCCACCUUUCUGCAUUUACACGGCAAGACGUUUGAUUACAAGAUCCCCUACACCACCGUGCUGCGUCUCUUCUUGCUUCCACACAAAGAUCAGAGGCAGAUGUUCUUCGUGAUCAGCUUGGACCCUCCAAUUAAGCAAGGUCAAACCCGCUACCACUUCCUCAUCCUACUAUUCUCUAAGGAGGAAGACAUCCAUCUCACUCUCAACAUGAGCGAGGAGGAGGUGGUGAAGCGCUUCGAGGGGAAGCUCAGUAAGAGCAUGUCAGGCUCCUUGUAUGAGAUGGUGAGCAGAGUUAUGAAAGCCCUGGUCAACCGGAAAAUCACAGUGCCAGGAAACUUCAAGGGUCACUCUGGGGCUCAGUGCAUCACCUGCUCCUACAAGGCCAGCUCUGGCCUGCUCUACCCACUGGAGCGCGGCUUCAUCUACGUACACAAACCGCCCGUGCACCUGCGCUUCGAAGAGAUCUCCAGCGUCAACUUCGCACGCGGCACCACCACCACGCGCUCCUUUGACUUUGAGAUCGAGACCAAGCAGGGCUCCCAGUACACGUUCAGCAGUAUUGAAAGAGAGGAGUAUGGCAAGUUGUUUGACUUUGUCACUGCAAAGAAGCUAAGCAUCAAGAACCGGGGCUUCAAAGAGAAAAAGGGCAUGAAGGGCAAAGAUGACAUGUACAGUGAUUCAGAUGAGGACCAGCACGACGCCUACCUGGAGCGCAUGAAAGAGGAGGGCAAGAUUCGCGAGGAAGCCAAUGACAGCGACAACUCCGAGGGCGAAAGUGAUGAGUCUUUUAACCCAGGAGAGGAGGAGGAUGACAUUGCAGAAGAGUAUGACAGUAAGGCGUCCGUCAGUGACAGUGACAAGGACAGUGAGGAGGAAGCGGAGCACAAGAAGAAGCCUGCCAAGAGAGCCAAAGUGGUGAAGGAGAGGAAACCCCGUAAGAAAGAGAAAAGGUCAAAAGACAAGGGUGCCCCAAAGAGGCCCAUGAGUGCCUACAUGCUGUGGCUGAAUGCCAGCCGAGAGCGCAUCAAGGCGGAGAACCCCGGCAUCUCCAUCACGGAGAUUUCCAAGAAGGCUGGCGAGAUGUGGAAGCAGAUUGGCAAAGAUCAGAAACAGGAGUGGGAGGGCAAAGCUGAGGAGGCCAAGAAGGACUAUGAAAGAGCCAUGAGGGUGUACAGAGAGAGUGGUGGCGGAUCCCCCAGCACCUACAGAAAAGAGAGGAAGAGGAAGGGAGGAAAGAGUGAUGACAAGACAAAGAGAAGGUCAGGAGUUCGGGAGAAAGAGAGAGAGCGUGCCACAGGCAACGACAGCUUUAAGAGCCGUGAGUUUAUCUCCAGCGAGGACAGCUCGUCAGAAUCGGACCACGGCAAGAAGAGCCGCAAGCGCAAGGGAGGCUCUGAUGAUGAUGAUGAGGAGGAGGAGGUGGCCACCACCCCACCAAGCUCAGAGGAAUCCGGCUCAGACUGAAAGAUUUUCCUAACAGAGUGUCAGACGGUGGGAAAGGAAGCCGAAUGUGUGUGUGUGUGUGUGUGUGUGUGUGUGUGUACAGACAUAAACUCUGCUGCAGAGUGUGUGUUACUCUUUGAGUUUCACAUGGUAUCUCAGUCAUGGUCCUGUCACUAGAAGAAGAAUUAGGUUGUAAGUUGUAUAUUACUUCACAGCAAAAGCACUUUCAAGAAUGUUUUUACAAUCUUAUGACAAGUAGCUUGUGUAUUGUCUUUCUUUUUCUUUCUUUCUCUUUCUGAUUAUAUAUCGAUCUGUCUUUCUGUCUCUCUAAUUUGAAAAGGUCUUUUAUGGACUAGUUCAGAGACUCAUAAAAGGUUUGCAAGCAAAUAUGUAAUAUAAAGGACUGGUAGUAUUUUAAGUUAAGUUAAAUUACUUUGUUAUUUCUUAAUCAUUAAUGGUCCAAGCACCACAGCUCCUGCUGGUUGGAAAUUUGGACAUUUCAGUUUGGAAUUUGUAAUUUUCAGGUUGGAAAUUUCACUCACUCAGAUACAAGAAUAUGGGGUACUGCACCCAUAGGUGGUGCUAUAAUUAUCAAAAUAACACUUUUGCACAGAUCUCAAAAACAGCUUGGCCUAGAGCCAAAUGUUUUUCAUUGAAGUCAUCCUCAUUUUUGCUACACUGUUGUCCAGCUCUAGAAAUGUUUUCGGGCUGAAGGUCGUACAUUUGAUUCCUUGCAUAGGCACUCGCAUUGUUACCUAACAAGACUGUGGUGUGACAUGCGGCAUGGAAUUUGGAUUAAUUCCUAAUCUACACCUUGUAAUCCUAGGACUUUCUAAAAGGCUGUUACCACACACUGUUAUCGUUAAAAAUAAAUAAAAACAAAAUUACA
Alosa alosa (allis shad) is the source of this 3185-nucleotide messenger RNA. It is a transcript of the gene ssrp1b, whose product is annotated as structure specific recognition protein 1b. NCBI's taxonomy places the organism in Eukaryota, Metazoa, Chordata, Actinopteri, Clupeiformes, Clupeidae. The record is from RefSeq and is a predicted model, not a curated record. Gene Ontology annotation, cellular component: FACT complex; nucleus. Bases 194 to 2317 code for a protein of 707 amino acids. Gene Ontology annotation, molecular function: DNA binding; nucleosome binding; histone binding. The transcript has 19 exons.